UUAGAAUUUAUACAAAAAUUGAACACUGAAAUAUUGGUUUGUGUUUAUGAUAUCAGUGUUAUUCAAAAACAUAUUUGAAUUGAUAAUAAAUUGAUUGAUUUACGUUCACUUAAAUAACAACCAAAGAUAAACUUUGCUGUGUGGUCUUUACUGUUUUUGCUUUUCAUAAACUGAACAUUAUUUUAAGUUCAAAAUGAGUGAUGAUGUUAUCAAACAUUCGGUACACACUUUAGUGUUUAGAUCUUUAAAAAGGUCCCACGACAUGUUCCUUUCAAACCAAGGAAUGCUUCCACCAAUUGAUGAUAAAGCUGAAAAUAUUUUGAAAGUUAUUAAGAGUAGAGAUAGUUAUGGGCUUGUAAUGUCUGCGGUACAAAAGGCACAGGCUAUAAAAGAGAGGGAAGCAAUGAGUCGACCAGAAACCCCACAUGAUACAGAAAUAGCAGAAUCAGCAGCCCUAGCAUCAGAUGGAGCAAUGUUGCCAUACACAGGACCUGCUGCCCCAACAAGCACAGCUAUUACUCCUUUGCCCCGUAAAGCACCAGUAAUGCCAAAACCGAAAUGGCAUGCUCCAUGGAAACUUUGCAGAGUUAUUUCUGGACACUUAGGGUGGGUGAGAUGUGUUGCUGUUGAACCAGGAAAUGAAUGGUUUGCUACAGGAGCCGCAGAUAGAGUGAUAAAGAUUUGGGAUUUAGCAAGUGGAAAAUUGAAGGUAUCACUGACUGGACAUGUCAGUACUGUAAGAGGUCUUGAAGUGUCAGCGAGGCACCCAUAUCUUUUCAGCUGUGGAGAGGACAGACAAGUUAAAUGCUGGGAUCUGGAAUAUAAUAAAGUAAUACGUCACUACCACGGCCAUCUAUCAGCCGUGUACACAUUAGCGCUCCAUCCGACUAUCGACGUACUGCUAUCAGCUGGUCGAGAUGGAACAGCUCGUGUUUGGGACAUGCGGACUAAGGCCAAUGUACACACACUUACAGGACAUACGGAUACUGUCGCCUCGCUUGUAAGUCAAGCUUCUGAGCCACAGAUCAUUACUGGGUCCCACGACUCGACUAUUCGUCUCUGGGACUUAGCAGCUGGGAAAUCCCUUUGCACACUUACAAACCAUAAAAAAUCUGUGCGCUCUAUAGUCAUACACCCUACAUUGAACACAUUUGCAUCAGCUUCGCCAGAUAAUAUAAAACAAUGGAAAUGCCCAGAAGGAAAGUUUAUUCAAAACCUGUCCGGGCAUAAUGCCAUAGUUAAUUGUAUGGCAAUCAACCCUGAAGGGGUAUUAGUUAGUGGAGGCGAUAACGGGACCAUGUAUCUGUGGGAUUGGAGAACCGGCUAUAACUUCCAAAGAUUGCAAGCUGCUGUACAACCAGGGUCAAUGGAUUCUGAAGCAGGAAUAUUUGCAAUGACCUUUGAUCACUCAGGCUCCCGUCUCAUCACAACAGAAGCUGAUAAAACUAUCAAAAUUUACAAAGAAGACGACACAGCCUCUGAAGAAACACAUCCUAUUAAUUGGCGGCCGGAGAUUCUGAAACGACGAAAGUUUUAAAUAAAUAUUUUUCGUAUAACA
Molecule: messenger RNA, 1558 nt
Organism: Pieris rapae (cabbage white)
Lineage: Eukaryota; Metazoa; Arthropoda; Insecta; Lepidoptera; Pieridae
Gene: Tango4
Product: pleiotropic regulator 1
Exons: 8
Coding region: 194-1537 (447 amino acids)
Biological process (GO): mRNA splicing, via spliceosome
Cellular component (GO): catalytic step 2 spliceosome; Prp19 complex; precatalytic spliceosome
Molecular function (GO): protein binding
Source: RefSeq, a predicted model, not a curated record